Molecule: messenger RNA, 910 nt
Organism: Haliotis rubra (blacklip abalone)
Lineage: Eukaryota; Metazoa; Mollusca; Gastropoda; Lepetellida; Haliotidae
Product: protein draper-like
Exons: 7
Coding region: 21-902 (293 amino acids)
Molecular function (GO): scavenger receptor activity
Source: RefSeq, a predicted model, not a curated record
GUGGAUGUGCUCCAGGAUACAUGGAAAUAGACUGCCAAACAGCAUGUCCUAAUGGUUACUAUGGUCCUAACUGUGACGACCAGUGUGGCAACUGUGUGGAUGGUGAUGUUUGCAUCAAGACAAAUGGAACAUGUCCUGGAGGAUGUGCCGCAGGGUGGAUCAACGACAGGUGUAAUCACCGAAAUAUUGCCUUAGGACGAAUUGCCAGACAGAGCAGUACUCUCACUGAAUCCACCGUCCGGACAGGGAAUACAACACACCGUUAUGAGGCCUGGUACGGCGUGGAUGGCAGAGCUACCACCGACGUCCAUAGUAAACCACUGACAUGUACACAUACCAACAGUGGAGACCAAACAUGGACUGUGUACCUGAACAACUCAAACACAGACAAGAUACAACAGAUCAAGCUGUAUCUACGUCAGCACUUUCCGUUCAGAAACAAGGGCAUGAAGAUAUAUGUUGGCGGACAACUGUGCUUCCAGUGGUCACAUACCACCUAUCCGCCUGCUAUAGCCGACGUCGAAUGUCAGCAAGCACUGACAGGAAACAACCUCACCAUACAGACAAGCGAUUAUCUCACGCUGUGCGAGGUGCAGAUAUUUGUUUGUAGUCACGGCUGGUUUGGUGAGGACUGUGACAAACAGUGUCAUUGUUCGCUAAACACAGAGGUAUGUGAAAAGAUCACUGGACAGUGUCUUGGUGGAUGUGCUCCAGGAUACAUGGAAAUAGACUGCCAAACAGCAUGUCCUAAUGGUUACUAUGGUCCUAACUGUGACGACCAGUGUGGCAACUGUGUGGAUGGUGAUGUUUACAUCAAGACAAAUGGAACAUGUCCUGGAGGAUGUGCCGCAGGGUGGAUCAACGACAGGUGUAAUCACCAUUGCCAUACCAACGAAAGUUGAAAAGGGAG